Molecule: messenger RNA, 1056 nt
Organism: Neohortaea acidophila
Lineage: Eukaryota; Fungi; Ascomycota; Dothideomycetes; Mycosphaerellales; Teratosphaeriaceae
Product: guanine nucleotide binding protein, alpha subunit
Exons: 6
Coding region: 1-1056 (351 amino acids)
Biological process (GO): adenylate cyclase-activating G protein-coupled receptor signaling pathway
Cellular component (GO): heterotrimeric G-protein complex
Molecular function (GO): G-protein beta/gamma-subunit complex binding; GTP binding; G protein-coupled receptor binding
Source: RefSeq, a predicted model, not a curated record
AUGAGCAGUGACAACGACGAUGGCGAGCAGAAGAAGCGCAGUCAGGCCAUUGACCGCACGCUUGAAGAAGAUAAGAAGACGCUGCGGCGGGAAUGCAAGAUAUUACUGCUAGGCUCCGGCGAGAGUGGCAAGAGUACCAUUGUCAAGCAGAUGAAGAUCAUCCAUCAAAAUGGCUACACCGAAGACGAGCUGGCCCAGUACCGGCAUACCAUCUACAAGAACGUCGUCGAUUGCGCAAAGGCGCUCAUUGCAGCCAUGCGCCAGUUCGAGAUCGAAGUGGAAGAAGAGAAGAACAAGGAGCACGUCGAGUACAUCACGGAAUACGUUGUCGACCCAGAGCCCGAGGCCACCAUUGACGAAAAAGUGGGAGAUGCAAUCACAGACAUAUGGAAUGAUCCCUGCAUCCCCAAGCUUCUCGAUCACGCGAAUGAGUUCUAUCUCAUGGAUUCUGCGCCGUACUUCUUCGACGAAAUCAAGAGGAUAGCCCAGCCCGAUUAUACCCCGACCGAAUCCGACGUCUUGCGGGCGCGAACAAAGACGACUGGUAUAUACGAGACCCGGUUUCAGAUGGGCCAAUUGAGUAUACACAUGUUCGAUGUUGGCGGGCAAAGAAGUGAGCGGAAGAAAUGGAUCCAUUGCUUCGAAAACGUCACCUCCAUCAUCUUCUGCGUCGCCCUGAGCGAAUACGACCAGGUGCUCCUAGAAGAGAGCAGUCAAAACCGCAUGAUGGAAUCCCUUGUCCUCUUCGACUCGGUGGUGAACUCCCGAUGGUUUAUGCGCACAUCGAUCAUUCUCUUCCUGAACAAAGUCGACCUUUUCCGCGCGAAACUGCCCAAAUCCCCCCUCAUCAACUACUUCAACGACUACACUGGCGGUAACGACGUCAAUCGCGCGGCGAAGUACCUGCUGUGGAGAUUCAAUCAGGUCAACCGCGCACAUCUCAACCUCUAUCCUCACUUGACACAAGCGACCGACACCUCCAACAUUCGCCUGGUCUUCGCUGCGGUGAAAGAGACCAUCCUCCAGAACGCACUCAAGGAUUCGGGCAUCUUAUAA